AUCAGAGGUUCUAAACGAACUUGCAGUAAAAUGUAGACAAUAAGUAUCAAAAAACUCUGGGAAAUGCUUUUAUAAAUGCUACAGAUUAUACAAUGGAAUUUCAAGCUGGUUUUCUGCCAAAGCCAUUCAGACAGAGAUUGAGCGAUCUUUGGCAUUCUAGAUACAGUAAACAUCGCUUAAGCUUCUGCUUACUAAAAUCAACAGCAGUGCAUCCCUUUUCUUAGCUUAUGAUACAACACUUUAUCACCGUGACCAACAAUAACUUGAUUUUCGGCGAUGGCACAAAACUUACAGUAAUGGGGAAGAACAAUAAAAUCAUACCUCCAGCUGUGGCCAUCUUUUCCCCAUCAAAGCAAGAGAUCCAACAGAAGAGCAAGGCCACACUGGUAUGCCUGGCCUCUGGUUUCUACCCUGACCACCUGAAUCUGGUCUGGAAGGUGAAUGGUGCUAAGAGGACAGAAGGGGUGGGGACAGAUGAGUUUUCCACAUGGAAUGGGAGUACCUACUCAUUGACCAGCCGACUGAGGAUCUCAGCCCAGGAAUGGUUCAACCCUUUGAACCGUUUUGAGUGUGUUGUCAUUUUUUUUAAGAAUGAAACACUGGAAUCGAUACACAAAUUAAUCUACGGUGAUGCUGGUUGUGCACUCACAGAAGAGUCCUACUUGCGGUAUGGAAAUUCUCUGAAGCUCACAUACUUCAUUCUCUGUGGCAAAGCCUUGCUCUAUGCAGUUUUGGUGAGCAGUCUGGUGUGGACAGCCAAGGCUGGUGACAAGUUGUGUAGAGAAUAAAUGAAGUGUCCUCUUCAUCACAUCGGCAAGAACACAGCAAAUUAUAAUUUCUACUUUUCCAUAGCAAAGGAUCUAUGCUUUUGUCUAAGAACUUCUGAGCAUUAUUUCUUGGUGAUUCUCUGUUCCCCUCCCAUUCCUUCUACUUUUUUCUAAUCACUUCUGGGUAACCUCUGUACUUCCAUAUCAUAUUGCGUUGUACCCUGUCGUAUCGUAUAGUAUUAUAACUUUAAAAUUAACACCUUCUUGUUGCUCAGAGGCUGAAGACCUACCUCCUUGAAUUAGAAAUAAAGUUUUAGCUUCUUUUCCAUUCAAAAAGCAAGAGUUGUUGUUUUUUAAUUUGGUCUUUUGUAGCAAUAAUGUCCUACAGCACAACUUCCGGUGAUGUGUAGUAUCAUAAGGAACUCGC
Egretta garzetta (little egret) is the source of this 1194-nucleotide messenger RNA. Its product is annotated as T cell receptor beta chain MC.7.G5. Lineage: Eukaryota; Metazoa; Chordata; Aves; Pelecaniformes; Ardeidae. Gene Ontology annotation, cellular component: MHC class II protein complex. The record is from RefSeq and is a predicted model, not a curated record. Gene Ontology annotation, molecular function: MHC class II protein complex binding. The transcript is spliced from 5 exons. Bases 228 to 788 code for a protein of 186 amino acids. Gene Ontology annotation, biological process: positive regulation of T cell activation; antigen processing and presentation of exogenous peptide antigen via MHC class II; peptide antigen assembly with MHC class II protein complex.